UUUUUAAAUCCCUGUCCUCUCCUCAUCACCCCCCCUUUUCAAGGCAAACUUUUGGCAAUAGCACAGAUAAUCGUUUCGUGCUCCGCUGAAUUUCUCCUCGCAAAUGCCUUCCGAUCGGGGGAGCCAUUAAAAAAAAAAUAAAUAAAAAAAAAAAUUGCCAGAGAGCCAGUACGGAUUGAAACUGGGAUCCCAAUAAAUAUGCAAAGUGAAGGCUCUGCUAAGCAGAUUUCUUGCAUUGCUUCCCGGGGGUGCUGAGAGUCGCCCGGAGAAUCUCAGUGAUUAUUUUGAUUGUAUUUUUUUUUUUCAAUCGCGUUUUAUUGCGGUUGGUUUUUUUUGUUUUUUAUCUUUUUUUUUUUUUUUUUUUUUUUAAUUUAUAAUUAAAAUCCCCCUGACGAGAAAGGAGCGAGGAGGCAGCGAGGAGCGGGGAUCGGCGCAGGGCGGCGAAGCGGCGAUCUGCAUGCAAGGUGCUUAGGGCUGCCCGCGAGACAUGCAACCGGCAAGCAAGCUCCUCACCCUCUUCUUCCUCAUCCUGAUGGGCACAGAACUCACUCAAGUGUUGCCUACCAACCCAGAGGAAAGCUGGCAGGUCUACAGCUCUGCCCAGGAUAGCGAGGGACGUUGUAUAUGCACAGUGGUGGCACCUCAACAGACGAUGUGCUCGCGUGAUGCCAGGACAAAGCAGCUGAGACAACUAUUAGAAAAGGUGCAAAACAUGUCUCAGUCAAUAGAGGUGUUGGACAGGCGGACCCAGCGAGACCUACAGUACGUGGAGAAGAUGGAAAACCAGAUGAGAGGACUGGAAUCCAAAUUUAAGCAAGUGGAAGAAAGCCACAAGCAGCACCUGGCAAGGCAGUUUAAGGCAAUAAAAGCGAAAAUGGAGGAACUUAGGCCUUUGAUACCAGUGUUGGAAGAGUACAAAGCCGAUGCAAAAUUGGUAUUGCAGUUUAAAGAGGAGGUCCAGAAUCUGACGUCAGUUCUAAACGAACUCCAGGAAGAGAUUGGCGCCUAUGACUACGAAGAGCUUCAGAACAGAGUGUCAAAUCUUGAAGAAAGGCUUCGUGCAUGCAUGCAAAAAUUAGCUUGUGGCAAGCUGACGGGGAUAAGUGACCCAAUCACAAUUAAAACCUCGGGGUCCCGCUUCGGCUCGUGGAUGACGGACCCUCUUGCCCCAGAGGGAGAGAACAAGGUCUGGUACAUGGACAGCUACCACAACAACCGCUUCGUCCGCGAAUACAAAUCCAUGGCGGAUUUCAUGAACACCGACAACUUUACCUCUCACCGUCUCCCUCACCCAUGGUCAGGCACUGGUCAAGUGGUCUACAAUGGCUCUAUCUACUUCAAUAAAUACCAAAGCCACAUAAUUAUCAGGUUUGACUUGAAAACAGAGACCAUUCUCAAGACUCGCAGCCUGGAUUAUGCCGGCUACAACAACAUGUACCACUACGCCUGGGGCGGCCACUCGGACAUCGACCUCAUGGUGGAUGAGAACGGGCUGUGGGCCGUCUAUGCCACCAACCAGAACGCGGGCAACAUCGUCAUCAGCAAGCUGGAUCCCAACACCCUGCAGAGCCUCCAGACCUGGAACACCAGCUACCCGAAACGCAGCGCUGGGGAGGCCUUCAUCAUCUGCGGCACGCUCUACGUCACCAAUGGCUAUUCGGGAGGCACCAAGGUGCACUAUGCCUACCAGACCAACGCCUCUACCUAUGAGUACAUCGACAUCCCGUUCCAAAACAAGUACUCGCACAUUUCCAUGUUGGACUACAACCCCAAGGAUCGGGCCCUCUAUGCCUGGAACAACGGGCACCAAAUACUUUACAAUGUCACCCUCUUCCACGUCAUCAGGUCCGACGAGUUGUAGUCCAUCCUUGUUUAGAAACUGAUUUAGGAAAAUAAAAAAAAAAAAAAAGGAAAAAAAA
This is a messenger RNA of Lagopus muta (rock ptarmigan), 1919 nucleotides long. It is a transcript of the gene OLFM1, whose product is annotated as olfactomedin 1. NCBI's taxonomy places the organism in Eukaryota, Metazoa, Chordata, Aves, Galliformes, Phasianidae. The coding region runs from base 488 to 1861 and encodes 457 amino acids. The transcript has 6 exons. The record is from RefSeq and is a predicted model, not a curated record. Gene Ontology annotation, biological process: signal transduction.